AAAUUGGAUGAACCUUCGGGAUGCUGAGACAGGAAAAAUACUCUGGCAAGGAACAGAAGACUUAUCUGUCCCUGGUGUGGAGCAUGAAGCCCGUGUUCCCAAGAAAAUCCUCAAGUGCAAGGCUGUGUCUCGAGAACUGAACUUUUCUUCAGCAGAGCAAAUGGAAAAAUUCCGCCUGGAACAAAAAGUUUACUUCAAAGGGCAAUGCCUUGAAGAAUGGUUCUUCGAGUUUGGCUUUGUGAUCCCUAACUCCACAAACACCUGGCAGUCCUUGAUAGAGGCAGCACCUGAGUCCCAGAUGAUGCCAGCAAGCGUCUUAACUGGGAACGUUAUCAUAGAAACAAAGUUUUUUGAUGAUGAUCUUCUUGUAAGCACAUCCAGAGUGAGACUUUUCUACGUUUGAGAGAAGGAUGUAUGUGCACUUCAAGAAUUUGGGUAUUUUGAGGGGAGGAGGAAACCGUUUACUUUUUUCCUCCACAUGUUUGAUUUUUGACACUUUCACCCCUAAUUCCCUCUAUGGCAGAACCCAGCUGCAGCCACCAGGGGACCAGCUCUGUGUAGAUAACCAGAUGGCAUUUUUUUCCCAAGGUGCCAUCUUCUACUGACCAGGUUAAACUCUCAAUCCCAGACCAGGGCAGGAGACGUGCCUCACUCCUUCCUGGAGUAAACCGGGAGACAAACAUGAGUGCAGCCAGCGCUGUACCUGUCACCCCCCACCGCCUCUUUGGGCCCUGCAGGCUACACAUCUUCCUUCAACCCCUGGUUUUGGAAACAUUCAUGUUCCUCACCCAUGUUUAGUUUUCUUCUUACCAUUUCUAUUUCAUACAUUCUCAUACAUUUAACCUGUAAAAUAGACUGUGAUAUUAUUAUUACAUAAUGUAAUUAAAACAUAUGAAUUAAAAUAUUCCUACAGUCUUUAGCAUGGCA
This is a messenger RNA of Tupaia belangeri chinensis (Chinese tree shrew), 927 nucleotides long. RefSeq names its product phosphodiesterase 6D (gene PDE6D). Lineage: Eukaryota; Metazoa; Chordata; Mammalia; Scandentia; Tupaiidae. The record is from RefSeq and is a predicted model, not a curated record. Gene Ontology annotation, biological process: sensory perception of light stimulus. Gene Ontology annotation, cellular component: cytoplasm.